Panicum virgatum (switchgrass) is the source of this 1295-nucleotide messenger RNA. RefSeq names its product nuclear transcription factor Y subunit B-10-like. The transcript has a single exon. The record is from RefSeq and is a predicted model, not a curated record. Gene Ontology annotation, cellular component: nucleus; CCAAT-binding factor complex. Gene Ontology annotation, molecular function: DNA-binding transcription activator activity, RNA polymerase II-specific; RNA polymerase II cis-regulatory region sequence-specific DNA binding; protein heterodimerization activity. Lineage: Eukaryota; Viridiplantae; Streptophyta; Magnoliopsida; Poales; Poaceae. Gene Ontology annotation, biological process: regulation of transcription by RNA polymerase II. The coding region runs from base 326 to 979 and encodes 217 amino acids.
CCACGAGCGCGCUGCCAUUCUCCCACUCCGCUCUCAAAGCCCCCCGCUCUCCCUCGUCCCUCCCACCUCGCUCUCCCUUCUACUCCUCCCCUGCUCCCUCCUCUUCUCCUCGUCGUCCUCCAGAAUCCGCGUGCCAGCCACUUUCACCCGUGCUUCGCGCGCUUCUGAUCUGCCGCUUCGCUCUUAGCGUUCUUGAUUCGGAGUGCGGCGAGUUUUGCUCGGGCUGGAUCGUUUUGUUGGUUAGCCUUGGAGUUGUUUGAGUUGACCGGGAGCGAGGGAGAAGGGAAGAGCUUGCUGUGUUUGUUGGCCGGCCGGAUCGGUGGCGAUGCCGGACUCCGACAACGAGUCCGGCGGGCCGAGCAACGCGGAGUUCUCGUCGCCGCGGGAGCAGGACCGGUUCCUGCCGAUCGCGAACGUGAGCCGGAUCAUGAAGAAGGCGCUCCCGGCGAACGCCAAGAUCUCCAAGGACGCCAAGGAGACGGUGCAGGAGUGCGUCUCCGAGUUCAUCUCCUUCAUCACCGGCGAGGCCUCCGACAAGUGCCAGCGCGAGAAGCGCAAGACCAUCAACGGCGACGACCUCCUCUGGGCCAUGACCACGCUCGGCUUCGAGGACUACAUCGAGCCACUCAAGCUCUACCUCCACAAGUUCCGCGAGCUCGAGGGCGAGAAGGUGGCCUCCGGCGCCGCGGGCUCCUCCGGCUCCGCCUCGCAGCCCCAGAGAGAGACAACGCCGUCCGCGCACAAUGGCGCCGCCGGGGCCGUCGGCUACGGCAUGUACGGCGCCGGCGCCGGGGCCGGCGGAGGCAGCGGCAUGAUCAUGAUGAUGGGGCAGCCGAUGUACGGCUCCCCACCGGGCGCGUCGGGGUACCCGCAGCCCCCGCACCACCACAUGGUGAUGGGCGCUAAAGGUGGCGCCUACGGCCACGGCGGCGGCUCGUCGCCAUCGCUGUCGGGGCUCGGCAGGCAGGACAGGCUAUGAGGCAUGACCGGCUUCUUGGUUGGGUGUCGGCAAUUGGUGCCGGCACGCUGGUUAACCUUCGUUUUUUCUUUUUGUGGUUUAUAAUGUUGUGUUAAAUGGAGGCAGUGAUAUGGUUGAUACUACUGGUCGCUUACCCUCUUGGUAAUCCCAUGCCUUGUGCCGUGCUCCUGCUGAUGAACUGAGCUAUGGCGAGCAGCUUGUAGCCUUAAGCCUUGUGUACUACUGCUACAGAAAUGGUGCCAUUGACAAUUCGAACCUAGCAUGCUGUGUCUCUGGUAACAGCUGACAGUGACAAAAAAAAAUUUCCUUUUUACUC